AUGCCCCUCCUCCCCCUUCGGCAUCUUCGCCUUCUUUCGUCCCUUCGAUCCCCCCGGCCGGUUCUUUUCUCUCAGCUAUCGGUUCUUGCUAGAUUCAUGGCUACCGCGCGCGAGCAACCAGCAUGGCGCCAGCCGACUGCUCACCCUGAAGCGCAAUCGCUCCCUUCGCUGAAGGUCUACAAUUCCCUCACCAAGUCGAAGACGCCAUUUAUUCCGAUCGACCCUCAUGGGAAGAAAGUGACCUGGUAUGCAUGCGGACCAACAGUAUACGACGAUGCGCAUCUUGGACAUGCUAGGAACUAUGUCAGCACGGACAUCAUCCGGCGUAUUAUGCGCGAUUACUUCAAGUUCAACGUGCAUUUCGUUAUGAACAUAACCGAUGUCGAUGAUAAGAUCAUCCUCCGAGCACGACAACAGCACUUGUUCACGAAGUUCGUGACGGCGCAUCCUACGGUCGACGAGGAGGUUCUCGAUGUUGCGAAGAAGGCAUAUGCCGCUUACUUGAAGAAGAACCUGCCGCUAUUGAGCCCCGAGCUUCCCCCGUCCGAUUAUUCCAAGGAGGUGGAGAAGGCUUAUGCGGUGAUUCUGAACGGGGGGCCUCUGCCGGGUAACGAGAAGGCCGGUGAUGAUGAAGCCAAGAUUAAGAUGCACAUUAAGACAGUGUCAUCAGCAGCGAAUGUCAUUGUGGAGGCGGAGAAGCUUGACAAGUCCGCGCAAGGGACCUUCCCUGAACGCUUCUACACCGAUGCGCAAGACCUUUUGCUUCCAUACCUAGAUGCUCUCGAGGGGUCCUUGAUCGACGCGGACGACCAUUCAAUUUUCACGAAGCUUACGCGAAAGUAUGAGGAGCGGUUCAUGAAGGACAUGGAUGACUUGAACGUGCUUCGACCGGACGAGUUAACUAGGGUGACUGAGUACGGGCAGGAGAUUGCCGACUUCGUCGAGAAGAUCGUUGAAAACAAGUUUGGAUACGUCUCAGCCGACGGCUCAGUAUACUUUGAUAUUAAUGCAUUUGAGGCCGCCGGGUUCCCUUACGCGCGACUUGAGCCCUGGAGCCGCUCGGACAAUAAGCUACUCGCUGAGGGAGAGGGAUCAUUGGCAAAUAAAACCACUGAAAAGCGUUCCAAGUCCGACUUUGCCCUAUGGAAGUCCUCGAAGCCUGGUGAGCCGAGCUGGUCGAGUUCCUGGGGGCGAGGCCGACCGGGAUGGCAUAUCGAAUGCUCGGCGAUGGCGUCUGCCCGCCUGGGCAAGCAUAUGGAUAUCCACUCCGGAGGUAUCGACCUUGCGUUCCCUCACCACGAUAACGAAUUGGCGCAGAGCGAGGCGUACUGGCACUCUCAUGGUGACCAGUGGGUCAACUACUUCCUGCACAUGGGUCACUUGUCAAUCCAAGGGUCUAAAAUGUCCAAGUCCCUGAAGAAUUUUACAACUAUCCGUGAGGCACUUGAGAGGAAGGAGUGGACUCCGCGCAGUCUGAGAAUCGUAUUUCUUCUUGGUGGAUGGAAAGAUGGUAUUGAGAUUACCGACGAGCUUGUCAGCGCCGGUAACUCGUGGGAAGAUAAGUUGAACAACUUCUUCAUUAGGGUGAAAGAUCCUGCAGCCCGUCAGGGGCCCGCUUCGAGUACAGACACCACCCUUGCCGAAGCCUUAGAGGCAGCCAAGUCAGCCGUGCACGAGCAACUCUGCGAUUCAUUCAACACUCCUGGCAUGAUGAACUCGAUCUCUGAGCUUAUCACCAAAUACAACAUCGCUGAUAAAUCGACGCUGAACCCGAAGGACGUCGAGGCAGUUGCUCGCUGGGUAACUUACAUGGUCAACGUGCUUGGUCUCAACGGCCAGACGCCUGCCGACUCGCGUGAGAUCGGAUGGAGCGGCAUUGACGUUCCUGAAGAAGCCAAGCCGUUCCUGUAUCCGCUUUCGGCCAUGCGUGAUGCUUUGCGACAGUCUGCGCGAGCCAAAACGCUUAACGCGGGUGAGAUCUCGAAGAUUGUCGAACAGGAAGCCAUCCCAGAGGCAACAACAGAAAAGACCAAGCCCUACGCCACCGUAGUGUCUAAUUUCCGCACCAAGGUAUCGUCACUACAAGACUCCGGAGACCUCGGAAAGGAGGUUCUUGCGCUCUGCGACCGCCUCCGAGAUGUUGAUCUGUUCGAUCUUGGUGUCUACCUCGAGGACAGAGAGAACCUUCCAGCCAUCGUCCGCCCCGUAAGCCGCGAUCUUAUCCAAGCGCGUGAGGAGAAGGCUGCUCAGGCACUGCAGAAACAGCGUGAGCGAGAGGCAAAAGAGAAGGAGGCACUAAAGAAGCUGGAGAAGGGGAAGCUGAGCCAUCUGGAAAUGUUCCGGACGAACGAGUAUAGCGCGUGGGACGAGGAAGGUAUCCCGACUCGCGAUGCGGCGGGCGAGGAGAUUGCUAAGAGUCGCUCGAAGAAGCUGCGCAAGGACUGGGAACGACAGAAGAAGCUACAUGAGGCGUGGCUCGCGAGCCAGCAGGGCAGUAAAUGAUGGAUGAUGGGCUAUGAUGGACUAGAUAGAAAAGUUCGGUUAUCACGUACAAGCAUAGACGGCGUUAUAAUAUCCAG
Messenger RNA from Aspergillus nidulans FGSC A4, 2579 nucleotides. Its product is annotated as cysteine--tRNA ligase. The record is from RefSeq and is a predicted model, not a curated record. Gene Ontology annotation, biological process: tRNA aminoacylation for protein translation; cysteinyl-tRNA aminoacylation. Lineage: Eukaryota; Fungi; Ascomycota; Eurotiomycetes; Eurotiales; Aspergillaceae. Gene Ontology annotation, molecular function: ATP binding; cysteine-tRNA ligase activity; nucleotide binding. Bases 1 to 2502 code for a protein of 833 amino acids. The transcript has 2 exons.